Ectocarpus siliculosus is the source of this 1923-nucleotide messenger RNA. The record is from the annotation of a GenBank genome assembly. NCBI's taxonomy places the organism in Eukaryota, Phaeophyceae, Ectocarpales, Ectocarpaceae.
AUGCCAGACACUGCUGUGUUGGUCAGCGAGGAGCAGCGCUGCAUGCUGGACGGGAUGGGCGAGGAGAUUCUGCAACUUGUCUCACUUCAGAACGAGCUAACGGCUGAAGUGUGGGGCGAGUGGCUGCAAGUGCCCUUUGAGCGCGCUGCUGCUUACGGAGAGGUUGAGCUGGCCACGAUGCUGCUCAAGGCAGGGGCCAAAGGAAACGGAGUGGCCGCGGCUGCUCGGAAUGGCCAUCGACGUGUCGUCAGUGAGUUGCUUCAGCACGGGGCGUCUGUAGCUUCGAAGGACCGUCACGGUAUGGAAGCUAUCCAUAUCGCUGCCUGCCACGGCCACGACCUAGUCGUGCGAACGCUGCUAAUCGAAGGGGCCGACCCUGAUUCGUUUGACAGCAAUGGAAGAACGCCACUCUACGUGGCAUGUCGCCACGGCAAGGUGGCGGUGGCGAGAGCUCUCCUGGCCGCCGGGGCAAAUGUUUCUCUACGAGUUCUCAAGGAAGCCAAAUACGCCCCUUUGGACGUCGCAGCGGCGCAAGGCCAUGCGGAGGGGAUGAGGCUGCUAGUCGAGCGUGGGGCGGUGGUAACAGCGGUGGAUAGCAAAGGUCGUACGGCUCUCCAUUUUGCUGCUGAAUGCGGACAGGCAGCUGCCAUCGAGUACCUCGCAAAGACCACGGCUGAUCUCAACGCCACCGAUACCGAUGGGCACACACCUCUCUUGAUCGCAGCGUUACGAGGCCGGGAGCCAGCUGUGGACGCCCUCUGUGUUGCAGGGGCCGACACGUCCUGCCGUGCGAUGGCCUACCUGUGCGAAGAGCGUGACAGCUUCGCCGCGCUGGAUAUCGCCUCCUUCUACGGCAAUGUGUCCAUGAUGGAAACGCUGCUCAAACAUGGAGCUGACCCCAGUACGAGAAGUUGGCGCAACCUAACGGCUCUGCACAAGGCCGCCGAGGGAAACGAGGCGGAAGCGAUCGACGUGCUGAUCAAGGCCGGCGCCGUCAUUUCCGGGCCGGCUGGCUUCGACAGCCCUGUCCACUCGGCGGUGGAGGGGUGCGCGGCGGACGCAAUAGGGGCUCUCGCGCGUCACGGUGCAGACCUUGACUGGCACGAAGAGGCCGGCACAACUCCGCUCUUUCGGGCAGUACAAUGGCGGUAUUUAGAAGCCGUGAAAGCCCUGCUAGCUGCCGGAGCCAACCCCAACAUUUCCGGUAAUAGCGAGACGGUGCUCUUCGCCUCGAUUAGUUCCGAAAUCAGCGAAAUCGACUGGGGUGUACUUCUUGCGCUGCUUGAAUCUGGUGCGAAGGUCAAUGCUGCGAAUGACGACAGCGAUACCCCCCUGCACGCGGCAGCGAAAUGCGACCCCUGGGCUGUGCAUGCACUGGUCAGACUUGGGGCGAAGGUCGUGCCUGACUCGAAUGGCCGGACCCCCCUGCAUGCCGCCUGCAGCUUCCACAACCUGGAGACCGUGGCUGCCUUGCUGACGCACGGGCCGGCCAUCAACGCACUAGAUCAGAACGGCAACACCCCGUUGCACAUGGCAGUGGGAGCGGAAGCGGGCGACAACGGAGGAUCGAAGCUGGAGUUGUUGGAAAUGCUGGUGGCUGCGGGAGCAGAUCAACUGGCCAAGAACAAGGACGACGAUACCCCGGUCUCAAAAGCUUUAUCACUUUCACGUUAUGAUGUUGAGAAUAAUGAUGCGACUUUCGAGCAGAUACAUCAAUACCUGGUGCGAUCGUUGUGGUGGCGCCGUGGCCUCUUACUUGCGUGCCACGCAAGGCUUGAGCAGGAGGUGGGGCGCAACAAAGUUGCAAGGGUUGAGGAAGCGGGUGAUGCAGCUGCGGAUGACUUCAGGGGGCUCGUGGCGAACCUGUUCAGUUUGCGGGGGGGAAACGAAGAAAUUUUCCGAAACAUUCUGUGUUUCGUGUGA